AUGACAAUCCUGACAUUUCUCAUGUUUGUCCUGCUUACGCGUCAAAGCUUGUCAUUGUCCAGACCACAGUGUCACAGCUGUGAACAAACAUCCUGUAACUGCUCGAGACAAAACCACACAAAAGUCCCUGCAGCCCCGUCAAAUCUCAUCACUGAACUCAAUCUCUCAUUCAACAGACUGGGGACAAUAACGAAAAAAGACUUUGUUGCCUUUGAAGAAAUACAUUUUUUAUUUCUUUAUUCGGUUCACCGUCCAUAUCUCCAAACCCUGGACCGUUUGGAGACUGUCAUCCUCAAAAACAUUGAUGUGCCUGAUUUCCACAUGUUCCCAGCCCUCUUAUUCCUGUACCGUCUGCUGAAGGUGGUGCAUAUGUCUGUGCUAAACUGCAAGCUUUUCGCCAUUCCUUGUGACUUAUCUGCCCGUCUCACAAAGCUGGAGUAUCUGGACAUUAGUGACAACAUUUUUAGUGAUCUGGCCCUUAGCCAAAUGAUGUGCGACGGCAAAGGUGUUUUUUUGAAUUUGGAAACCUUCAAUAUCAGCAGGAAUUACCUGCAGUCAAUCAACAGCCAGCUCUUCACCAAACUAGAGAAGCUUGAAAACAUUGACAUGAGUGGAAAUGUGUUUCAUAGUAUGCCGGAGACUUGUUUCUGGCCGCCAAGUCUCCAGUUCUUAAACCUUUCAUCGACGCAUUUAACAAAAGUGACAGCUUGUUUGCCGGUGAGCUUACACAUCCUUGACCUGUCAGACAAUGCCUUGGCAGUGUUCAACAUCGAACUACCUUUUCUCAGAGAGUUAUACAUCUCUGGAAACAAGCUCAGUCGUUUGCCAGAUGGGCCUGUAUACCCUGGUCUCACAUUUCUCUCCAUUCAAAACAAUGAUUUACAUACAAUCAGCAGUGAUAAUCUAAACUCAUAUAAAAAUCUAAAGCGUUUGGAGGCAGGUGCUAACACUUAUGUCUGUUCAUGUGACUUUGUAACGUUCAUGACAAGUAAUUCAGCGAAUCAUCGCGUCACAAUUGGAGAUGGAUUCAAGUCGUACAUCUGUGACUCUCCUGACGCCGACAGAGGAGAGAGUGUGGUAGACGUGAGGUUGUCAGUGUUUGAGUGCCACGCAGAUUUAGCUUUUUCUUUACUCUGCUUAGGCAUCCUGGCAGUGUUUCUGCUCAUCGCAGGUGUGUGUCACAAAUUUAGUGUUGUGUGGUAUAUCAGGAUGACCUGGGCCUGGCUGAGAGCAAAGCGGAAGCCAAAGUUAAAAAAGGGAGAACUCAAGUAUGACGCCUUUGUGUCAUACAGUGAAAUGGACUCAGGAUGGGUGGAAGCACAUCUGGUCCCGGAACUCGAGCAGGCCGAGCCUCCUCUCCGGCUCUGCCUCCACAAGAGAGACUUUGUUCCUGGAGACUGGAUCUUGGACAACAUCGUGGACGCCAUAGAGAAGAGUCACAAAACUCUGUUUGUCCUUUCUCAGCAUUUUGUCAGGAGUGAAUGGUGCAAAUACGAGCUGGAUUACACCCAUUUUAGAUUGUUUGACCAAAACGACGACUCAAUGGUGCUGAUUCUGUUGGAGCCCAUUGACAAAGCGACCAUCCCCAAAAGGUUCUGUAAACUCAGGAAAGUCAUGAACUCCAGGACGUACCUGAAGUGGCCUGAUGAUGACAACCAGAUCCCCAGGUUCUGGCAAAGCCUGAGAACAGCUAUUGAAACACCUGAGACUGAGAAUGGACACUGUUUAAUGGACACUGUGGACUUGGGACUUAGGUUUUAG
Molecule: messenger RNA, 1761 nt
Organism: Micropterus dolomieu (smallmouth bass)
Lineage: Eukaryota; Metazoa; Chordata; Actinopteri; Centrarchiformes; Centrarchidae
Product: toll-like receptor 2
Exons: 2
Coding region: 1-1761 (586 amino acids)
Biological process (GO): toll-like receptor signaling pathway; inflammatory response; immune response
Cellular component (GO): membrane
Molecular function (GO): protein binding; transmembrane signaling receptor activity; triacyl lipopeptide binding
Source: RefSeq, a predicted model, not a curated record